AUGUCUAGCAACAAUCCCUCACAACUGCCUCUGCAAAUGGCGACGCCGGAUUUUGACCCAUAUAUCUGUGCUUCUCUCCAUAACAAAAUCGUCUCCUUCCUCACCGCGCAGGCUCCAGCACACAACAAUCGGAUUGUACAUAAUUUUUUCGAUGCAUACGGAGAUGAGGCCAAUGCAAUCCGUGACCGUUUAUCUGGACCGUUGAUCACCUUUCUUGAAAACAUUGAUAUCAUGAUUAGCAACGACCCUGGAUCCUCGCCGGUGAUGAAUUUUGCGCCUCAUCUCUGUAUGCCGAACCCAAAUGAGUUCUGGGCGUUUAAUGAAGGGUUACCCGAUCUGUCUGGCGAAGAGCAUGAGCAUUGGGUGGUACUUUAUUUGGCCACGGAGCAGGAACUCGGCAUCUCUGUGGAUCUAGAUACUCAUCUCUGCACCUGGCAAAGAGAGGUGAUGCCUUGGAUGCGUACUUGGUACCCGCUCCAAACAGCCCUUCAACUCUGGCUCAAUCUCUACGAAUCUGGCAAAUUCCAAUCUAGUGUCGGGCUCGAAGCUAUAUCCGACACCGCGUACUACAGACGAUAUAUCGCUGCUGAUCUUACCAGAGAUCUCGAAGCAUAUCAUAAUCUCCUAGUGGCUAUUCAAGAUCGAUCUCCAGGGAGUACUGCUAGUAUAAGCGAUGAACCCGGUUUUGUUGAUGAAGAAACCCUGGAUAGAUUCCGCAUCUCGGGAUUCUUACGUGAUUUUCUUCUCAAUGCCCGUCGACCAAGCUUCACGUAUAUUGCCCCAGGCUUGCAGAUCCCCUCUGCCACCUGGCUCCAGAAGACUCUGGAUGCGGACCGGGGCAGUGAACGGUAUAACUUUGUUCGACGAGACGGCAAGGUUCUCCGGGAUAACGAGCCUUGGGAACCAGACUGGAUGCAACGAGGAUCAUCAUCGAAUUGGGUCGGCGAGCCACUGCCUCUAUUCCCAGGUCCAAAGAUAGAGUCUGUCUCGGCGGCGUUUGAGCGAGAGAAUGUCAAGUUCCUUGUCAACAAAAUUAGUGGCCUGUAUAGUUGGCCAGACCUAAUAUCUCAAGACGCCAUGCGAUUGAUCCUGCCUAAUCCCAUCGGUGAUAAUGGUUGGGUUCGUGAUGGGAAUCCGGAUGCGAUGACAGAUGCAGAUACUGAAGAGGUACCAGAGAGUCUGGUAAAUAAUGAUUCACUGUAUCAGUAUGGAUGGUGUCCAUUCCUUCCAAGCCAUGGUCCGCAUUUGUCAACGAUUUUGGACAAUUGGAGACAAUUAGUUGAGGGCGGCGAGUGGUCGGUUGGAUCGGAUGGUGUGGAAGGUGGUAUUGAGGUUUUUAGAGACGCCGAUACUGAGGAACAUGCUAUCAGCUAUCGUCUGACAGCUUGUUUUGAUGGCUAA
Molecule: messenger RNA, 1401 nt
Organism: Talaromyces marneffei
Lineage: Eukaryota; Fungi; Ascomycota; Eurotiomycetes; Eurotiales; Trichocomaceae
Exons: 3
Coding region: 1-1401 (466 amino acids)
Source: RefSeq, a predicted model, not a curated record